Osmia lignaria (orchard mason bee) is the source of this 1687-nucleotide messenger RNA. Its product is annotated as RCC1 and BTB domain-containing protein 1-like. The record is from RefSeq and is a predicted model, not a curated record. Lineage: Eukaryota; Metazoa; Arthropoda; Insecta; Hymenoptera; Megachilidae. Gene Ontology annotation, molecular function: protein binding.
UUGCAUCGGGGUGUCAAGGACCGAGCAUGUGUAGUCUUGUUUGAUCUGUAGCAAUUUAUAGUGAUCUGUAGUCGUUGCAACAAUGCAUUUUCAUGACUUAAAACAUUGGCAAAUUUUUAAUACGUUAGAACCAAAGUUUAUGUCGAACAUUCAUAUAGCUGUCGUGUAUGAUUACUCAGGCAACAAAGCUUUAUUAGUAACAAAUAAUAACAUGGUAUAUGAAAUAGGAACUAAUACAAAUGGGAGUCUUGGAGCUGGUGAUACUUAUGACACAUUUGAUCCAAUUCCAGUUGAAGAAUUAUGUAACAAGGAUAUAAAAACCUUUUCAUUUGGUAAAGAUCAUGUUCUGGCUCUUACAAAGCAAGGACUGGUAUAUUCUUGGGGAAGAAGGGAUCAUAUCCGUUCACACUCAUCUUUAUCUAAUAGAACAUUUGUUACGAAAAAUGUGAAACCAUCUAUUAUGGAAAAUGUGAAACCAUCUAUUAUCAUAGAUACUCUACCUGAUGAACAUGUUGUGAGUAUAGGUUGUGGAAGUUGUCACUCUCUUGCAUUGACAAAUACAGGAAAGGUAUAUGUAUGGGCAUAUGCUAACGGUACAAGAAUAACAUAUCCUGUUUUAAAUGAUAAUAUCAUUGUUUGUUGUGCUUGUGGUAACGAGUAUAGCAUGGUAGUUACAAUAAAAGGAGAAGUUUAUGGUUGGGGUGAAAAUAAAGUUGGCCAGAUAGGUGUUGGUAACUGUUCUGAUGUAAACGGUCCUUGCAAAAUAAUAGCACUAAAUGGUGUUGUAAUUGAAAAAGUAGUUUGUGGUUACAUGCAUACCCUAGCUUUGAGUAAUGAAGGAGCUUUGUAUGUAUGGGGUGGAAAUAGUUCUGGGCAAUUAGGUCAUGGUUCUACACUGGAGAAUAAUCCCGUUCCAUUUAAGUUGGAAGUAGAAGAAAUGGGAAGAGUACAGGAUAUAGCGGCUUUGCAUUGCAGUCAUAUAAGUGUAGCUAUGGGAAAAGAGAACCAAGUGUUUAUCUGGGGACAGUGUCUAGGACAGAACAUCAUAGCCCCAAGAUGCACACCAUUACGAUGUUUACACGACGCUUUUGCGUAUUAUGCGUGGCCUAGGGUAACAUAUCAGCCGCUCGUUUUUAAUAAAAAAGGUUUAAGUUUAUCGAAUAAUUUGGAUGAAGCGUUUGACGAUCAAGUCACUAGUGAUUUCAUUAUUAAAGUGCAAGGAAGACACAUUCAUGUGCAUAAAGCAAUUUUGAAAAUACGUUGUCAAUACUUCAGAACAAUGUUUCAAGACAAUUGGGCAGAGAAUACUAAAAGUGAUGUGUCAAUCGAUAAAUUUUCUUACGAAGUAUAUAGAUUAUUUCUAAAAUAUUUAUAUACCGACAAAAUUGAUGCAGUUUCCGACUCCGAACUAGUGGAACUUCUGGAGUUAGCCGAUAUGUACCUCGUAAGUCACUUAAAAGAACAUUGUAUACAGAUGUUGAUGAAAAAAAUUACAUUGAAAAACAUAGCCUGUUUUUAUACUAUAUCUUUUAAAUAUCAUACUAAGGAACUAGAGAAAUGUUGCUUCAAAUUUGCAUUGAAUCAUAUGACUGCAGUAAUCCAAAAUUCAGAUUUUCUGGAGUUGGAUAAAAAAAUUCUAAACGGUUUUUUAAUUGAAGCUGCCCGAGCUGGUGCUUUUAAAACAUAG